This is a messenger RNA of Aspergillus chevalieri, 327 nucleotides long. RefSeq lists its product as uncharacterized. The transcript is spliced from 2 exons. Bases 1 to 327 code for a protein of 108 amino acids. Lineage: Eukaryota; Fungi; Ascomycota; Eurotiomycetes; Eurotiales; Aspergillaceae. The record is from RefSeq and is a predicted model, not a curated record.
AUGCAGCUCUCCAUCCUCUCCAUCGUCUCCACCCUGGCUGCCACGGCCAUCGCCGUCCCUGUCGCCGUCCCAGGCGAGAACCACCACUCUACGGCCACAGUCAAGUUCCUCGGCGCCGCGGAUGCCUCUUUCACCCAGGACUUCAGGACCGAUGGCACUGAGACCGAUAUCCACAACGUCCUGAGCAUCUCCAAGAUUUCCGUCCCCGCUGGCGUUACUUGCACCUUUGACGGGAUUGACGGGAGUGUGACCAAGGUUAGCAACCAGGCGGUCGUCGAUGUCGGUCCUCCGCAGACACAGGUUUCGGGGGCUUGCUGGAACCUGUGA